This is a messenger RNA of Galeopterus variegatus (Sunda flying lemur), 865 nucleotides long. RefSeq names its product THAP domain containing, apoptosis associated protein 3 (gene THAP3). The transcript is spliced from 5 exons. The record is from RefSeq and is a predicted model, not a curated record. NCBI's taxonomy places the organism in Eukaryota, Metazoa, Chordata, Mammalia, Dermoptera, Cynocephalidae. The coding region runs from base 1 to 675 and encodes 224 amino acids.
AUGCCAGAUGCCAUUAACAGCCAUGACAGAAGCUUCCGGAAAUUAGACUCUGAAGUGCUGCAUUCGUCAUUGCUGGAUCUCGCACAUCUCCUGCCUCUGCCCCGCAGGUUCCCGUUCAGCCGCCCGGAGCUGCUGAAGGAAUGGGUUCUGAACAUUGGCCGGGGCAACUUCAAGCCCAAGCAGCACACGGUCAUCUGCUCCGAGCACUUCAGACCUGAGUGCUUCAGUGCUUUUGGAAACCGCAAAAACCUGAAGCAUAAUGCCGUGCCCACGGUGUUUGCCUUUCAGGACCCCACGCAGGUCCUCCCCGAGGCAGGGGCCGGGAAGUACAGCCCAGGGAGAAAUAUGGACGCUGCACUGGAAGAGCUUCAGUUGCCGCCAAAUGCUGAAGGCCCCAUAAAGCAGAUCUUGCUACAGAGCACAGAAGCCACGGAGGCCCCUGGCCGGCUGGCCAGCUCCACAGGGCUGAGAAGUCCCCUCCCUGAGCAGCCAUCUGAUCACAGCUAUGCCCUUUUGGACUUAGAUGCCCUGAAAAAAAAACUCUUCCUGACUCUGAAGGAGAAUGCGAAGCUCCGCAGGCGCUUGAAGGCACAGAGGCUGGCGAUGCGGAGGGUGUCCCGCCGCCUCCGUGCUCAGAGAGGGGCAGCGGGGACUCCAGGCCACACCUCAGCCUGAGCAGCGGAGGCAAAUGUUUAAUGUAGAAGACGGAACCACAGCUUCAAGUUGCGCCUCAUGGUUUACAAUGUGGCUUAAACAGUGAGGAAUAGAGGAUGGGAACGGGGCCUUCGGGGAAGGGGGCACUUCCCUGAUAUUUUGCUCACUCCUAAAAAUGAACACCCCAGUAAAUUAAAAACUACUGUCCUCA